AUGGGGUCCAAAGUUGACGACAACGAUGAAAACGCCGGCACGGCGGUCCAAGUUGAAUCCUCCUCAAUUUGUUCGACCAAAGAGACGUCGCCACCACAACCAGCAGCCUCUCACAAGAUCUCCUUGUCGACCUAUCUCGCAAUCAUAUCAUUCUGGUUUCAUUAUGGAGCGGCCAACGUGGCCAUUGUCAUGAUCUCGGCCGUCGUUGCAAAUAUAAAUCAAGAUAUAGGCCCAAGCUCCGUCUACACAUGGCUUGCGUCAAGUCUGGCUCUGGCCUCGAGCAUCAGCGUAGGAGUUGCUGGGACCGUGACCGACCUCACUGGACGACGAGGAUAUUCGAUCCUGUUCGGACUCGUUGGGAUUGUGGGAUGCAUCGUGGCUGUCACGUCCAAGAAUAUCAGCCAGUUGAUCGGCGCCAACGUCCUCGUCAGUCUCUACAUCGGCUCCAGCGAGAACAGUCUAUCAGCCGUUUCGGAACUGGUGACGCACAACCAACGCGGUGCUGUCAUGGCUUGUUUCAAUGCUGGGAUCGGCGUCUUUACCGUUUUUGGUUCCUUGAUAGAGGCCUUUGUGCCCGAGAAUCCCCUCCUCCAUCCUCAUCUUUUCCGCCGUAUCCGGACUUUUACCCUGAUUCUCAUCGUCACCAUCGUGGGCGGCAUGCUAUACUACUCGCUCUUGUCCUUCUUCCCCCUCUACCUGUCCUUGAUCUACGUCAACGACCCCUCGGACGACAUCAAGAUCGGGGUCUACAACAUCCCCUUGCAAGCGGGCAGCUUGUUUGGCGGGGUGACCACCUUCUGGGCUCUUCCCAAGCUGAGAAAACCCCGACCAAUGCUGAUCAUCGCGGUCUUUGUUCAGCUCCUCUUCAUCGCCCUCAUGGCUAUACCCAAUCAAAACCAACGACCAAUGGCACUGGCAUUCUCCUUUUUCGGAGCUGUAGGGCUCGGAUCAUCUGUCUCUCUCUCGGUCCUCCUGAUCCAGUUUUCAGUCCCGGACAAAUACAUCGGUUUCGCAUGGGGCAUGCUGUCGCUGUUCCGGUUCGGCGGCGGCGCCGUCGGCACGGCCGUCUACUCGUCCAUCUUCUCGUCGAGGAGCGCCGACAAGGUCCCCGCCUACGUGGCCGCGGCGGCGCUGCGGAACGGCCUGCCGAGUUCGUCGGUCGAUCAGCUCUUGGGGGCCGUGUUGACCGCGACGGGGGACCCGUCACCGACGUCCCGGGAUACACGACCGAGAUUGGCGUCGCGGUCAGCCACGCCGUCAAGUCUGCAGUUGAAAAAGCAACACCCCAGCUUUUGUCUGCCUGUCUGCCUGUCUGGUGAAACAAAAAGAGCCAACACCAUCAAACCCAGAUACGUCUGGGUUUCGUCCAUCGCCUUCGGCGCCGUCUCUCUCAUCUGCACCAUCUUUGUCAAGGACCUCAGUCACCAGCUCAACGACACAGUCGCCAUCAGGCUGAAAACGGAACAACGACAGGACCAACAAGAACAAGAACGAGAACCAGAACCCGUCGCGGAAACGGAAACGGGAAAGGAAACGGUCGUGGGGAAAGAAGAAGACGACGAGUUGGACACCAAGACGAAUUAA
Fonsecaea nubica is the source of this 1584-nucleotide messenger RNA. RefSeq lists its product as hypothetical. Gene Ontology annotation, molecular function: transmembrane transporter activity. Gene Ontology annotation, biological process: transmembrane transport. Lineage: Eukaryota; Fungi; Ascomycota; Eurotiomycetes; Chaetothyriales; Herpotrichiellaceae. The transcript is spliced from 13 exons. The record is from RefSeq and is a predicted model, not a curated record. The coding region runs from base 1 to 1584 and encodes 527 amino acids.